This is a messenger RNA of Neohortaea acidophila, 964 nucleotides long. RefSeq lists its product as uncharacterized. The record is from RefSeq and is a predicted model, not a curated record. The coding region runs from base 122 to 826 and encodes 234 amino acids. Lineage: Eukaryota; Fungi; Ascomycota; Dothideomycetes; Mycosphaerellales; Teratosphaeriaceae. The transcript has a single exon.
UCUUAGCUGGCCAACGUAUCCCAUGCCGUGUUGGUUACACUCGAGCAAUAUCAUGCCAGCAGGUUACAGGAACACAAGUGGGUUUGCUGCAGACCCUGCGGUGUAACGGGAUGAAUAGCACAUGUAUCUUCCGUUAACGCCGAGCUCUCAAGGGGAUGUUAUAGAUUGGCGACAUUCACCUUGCCAUAGCCAUCAAAAUAUCUCCCUGAAGACGACAAGCAGCCAACACGUCAAAGCCUCAGCUAGGCCCGUCCACUUCCACAACACUCACCAAGAUGUGCGCAGUAACACGUACAGUCCGCUCCUCUUCCUCCCCCCUCCAUCACCCACUAACCCAACUCCCCUCCAAAAAGUCACCGUCCUCCCAACCUGCAAACACGAACUCUCAACCGUAACCUUCUGCCCCGACGCAACAGCAACCCACCAAGCCUUCCUCUCCAUCCGCGCCAACAGCAGCACAACAGGCAGCAGCCGUCAGAAAGACCCACCACCCGCCACUUGCACUAGAAGUCUAGGCUGGCUGCUUUACAAACAGAUCGCCGGGCCGGUGGGGUGUACGGUGUGUUUGCGGUGGCUGGAGAUGAACGGGAAGGAGAUGUUUUGUGAUUUUGGGGGAAAGGGGAAGAGGGUGAGGAUUGAGGUACCUGGGGUUAGUGGGGAUAGUAGUGGGAGUAGUGAGGAGGAGGAUAUGGAGAUUGGGGUUGGAGAGAAGGCUGAGAGUGACGAGAUGAUGAUGGCGAGGUUGCAGGCUUCUAUGUCGCCUGAGGCGAUGAUGAGGGGGAAUCCGUGGUUUGGUGGUUCGCGGGUUGGUGGGAGGAGACUGUGAGAUGGGGUGUAGUUGGUGAUGAUCUGCUUUUUGGUUGAGAUGCGUCGCGCUCAGAGCAGAAUCAUGAGGCGCGAGCUGGUCUAUUUCUUUUUUAACGGCAAGCAGGUGGGAAUUGGAACGGCGAGCCUCCUCUCCAGC